Striga hermonthica is the source of this 861-nucleotide messenger RNA. The record is from the annotation of a GenBank genome assembly. Lineage: Eukaryota; Viridiplantae; Streptophyta; Magnoliopsida; Lamiales; Orobanchaceae.
AUGGGCGGUAGUGAAGUGGGCUGCUCGAGUUCUAAUCUAUGGCUUGCCCAAGACCCCAGCAAAAGAUGGGGUGAAGUAUUCUUCCUUCUCUACACUCCCUUUUGGCUCACUCUUUGCCUCGGAAUUGUUGUACCUUGGAAGCUUUAUGAGAAUUUCACAGAGUGGGAGUACCUUGUUCUGGGACUUGUUUCAGCACUCCCUGCUUUCAUUAUUCCCAUGAUAAUUGUUGGGAAGGCGGAUAGAAGCAAAUGUUGGAAGGAUCGUUAUUGGGUAAAAGCUAAUCUGUGGAUCAUACUUUUCAGUUACGUGGGGAAUUACUUUUGGACCCACUAUUUUUUUACCGUUUUGGGAGCCUCAUAUACAUUUCCAUCAUGGAAAAUGAAUAACGUACCUCACACAACUUUCCUUCUCACACAUGUGUGCUUCUUGUUUUAUCAUGUCACAUCAAAUAUGACACUUCGUAGGAUCCAACAUUCUGUGGCUCACUUGCCAGAAAACGUCCAGUGGUGUUUCGAAGCCGCCUGGAUUUUAGCCCUUUCGUACUUCAUAGCAUAUCUAGAGACAUUAGCCAUCUCCAAUUUUCCCUAUUAUGAAUUUGUGGACCGUGCUUCCAUGUACAAAGUUGGCUCCUUGUUCUAUGCGAUUUACUUCUUCGUUAGCUUCCCUAUGUUUUUGAGGAUUGAUGAGAAGCCUGGUGAUCGUUGGGACUUGCCUCGGGUAGCCAUUGAUGCUUUAGGUGCUGCAAUGCUAGUCACCAUAAUCCUUGAUUUAUGGCGUAUUUUUCUUGGCCCAAUUGUACAAAUUCCAGAUUCUAAACAGUGCCUUCAACCGGGAUUGCCUUGGUUCCUAGGUAAUGCCUAG